GAUAUGAAGGUACAUCGCUGUACGUUUCAUCAAGUAACUGUCAAAUUGACAAAUAUUGGUUAGUGUUUUUUAAAGUACACGCAAUCACGGAAUCACGUGAUGGUGGUUUGAGAUAAGCCGAUAGCAGGAUGACCUGCACUCACAAUAUUCUUCUAUUGUCAUGACAUAAACGAUUAAUAAUGUCUCUGUCAAAGAAGCAUGGGAACAAGGUUAACGUCGAUUAUAAAGCACGGCUCGAACAUAAGUUAUAUCUGGCCAGAGAAAAUCCGGAACCAAUAUUUGACGUAUCAGAAUGUGCUUUAAAGAAUGUGCCGUCGGGCAUUUAUUCGCUGUGUAAAGUAUUCAGAAAAAAAGUGCUAUGGAUGCAUAAUAAUAAGUUGACUUCACUUUUGGGUGGAGGUGCCUUAAGCGAUUUGUCUUUACUUGUUGUCUUAGAUAUACAUGGAAACGAAUUUACCAACUUACCCUCGGACAUAAUGUGUCUUUCUUCACUCAAGGAACUUUAUCUACAAGACAACAAUAUAAGAAAACUGCCAAAUGAAAUAGUAUACCUAAGUAAAUUAACAACAUUAAAUGUUGCGAAAAAUAAUUUGAAACAAUUGCCCGAAGCAAUUGGUAAGCUAAAGCUUCUAACUGUGUUAGACAUAAGUCAAAAUAAAUCUCUACAAAAGCUUCCUAAAUCAUUGGGUUAUGCACAACAGUUGACGGAAUUCAACAUUGAUGGGUUAAAUCUAUCCUACCCACCUGAAGAUAUUUUAAAAGGAGGCACAAUAGUAAUUGUAGCAUUUUUAGCGAAUGAGAGUGGUACAGAAUAUUCACCAGAAGAGUCUGUUUCAGAAGCAGAAUUAUCCAGAGACAUAAGUUCUGAAGAUAUGCAAACGCUAUAUCAUAAUAAGAACAAUGAUGUACAGGCAGCAUUACAGAAGCUAGAAAAAAUGAAGGAGCAUCGACAAAAUGCAUUAUUGGAAGUGGAAAAAACUAUUAGGCAACAACAAGAAUAUGAAAUCGGUAUUCAAUCUGUGCUAAAAGAACACAAAAAGAAGCUUCUGAAGGAUCUUGCUUUACAACAAACACAAUUGGAACAGGAACUUGAGAAGGUUCAACAAGAAAGAGAUUUUAACAGAGCACGUCUACUUUCCUACAUUUACAAUGCUGAAAAAGAAGCAGAUAAUGUUAUUAAAGAAUUUUUAAGUACUAGUGAGGCAGAAAGACAGACGCAAGCUGAAUUACUCGAACGAGAAAAACAUGAGGAAAUGCAAAUACUAUCCUCUUGUCAUUCAGAACAAUUUUUGUUUCGAACCAAAGAUACUCUAUUAUCGAUGGAAAAGUUAUUGGAAGAAGAACUUCAUAGAACAAGACAAUUGGAAGAACACAGCAAAUAUAGAGAUUAUGCUGCACAAUCUUUGCUCACAUUAGAAGUAAGAAAUAAUGAUCAUUUAGCACAGAUAGUACAAAAUCAAGAGAAGAACAGACAAAAUUUAAUCGAUACAUUAAGGCAAGAUGAAGUUUUACAAAAAGCUGCCGUUGCGGCGUUACUAGAACGCAGUGAUACACGUUGUUGGAGUAUUGUGCAACAAGUCAACUUGGUACAGUCGCAAUUAGCUGCUUUAACAAACAUCGAAUUGGAAAGAAGGAAAUUAGAAAUUAAUCAACAACUUAAUGAAAUAGCUGAGAAAAGAGUGGCUUUGAGCGUUAUUCUAGUAAGCUUAUUAGAACAACAAAAAACCAGGAGAGACCAGCUUUUGGAAACAAUUAAUAAUAUAGAACAACAACGUUCCAUUGGUGAUUCUAGACGAAGGAGUCAAUUUUGGUUGAUGCAGUAUCAGUCAUUAAUGGAAGCACGGCCUCAAGGCUUAUUAGAAAUGCUGGAACCUACAUUAGUGCGGCACGUUGCAAUAGCUGGAGCAUUACAUUGUUUACCAUUUCUAGCCUCCUUACCAUCGUUAUUACCAGAUCUUAGUGAUGAGCAAUUAAAAAGCAUUGGAAUACAUUGUGAAAAUGAUCGUACAGCUAUAAGACAAGCAGUUGAAAAUUAUAUGGCAGAGGUUAAACUUCAUGAAUGUGGAACACCUGUAACACCUUCUGCACCGCUUGACGAAGCAUGUACAAGUUCAGAUUACCAAGAACAUAACACAAUGCAGACUAUUAAUACUGCUGAAUGUGUAAUUUGCCUUGAUUUACAAUGCGAAGUAAUUUUUCUACCAUGUGGACAUCUUUGUUGCUGUUCAAAUUGUGCAAAUAUGAUUACGUCAGAUUGUCCAAUGUGUAGAAGUAUUAUAGAACGCAAACUUUUUGUAAAUAAUUCUUAGUCGAUUUAUCUUUAAUAUUUUGUUAUUGAUAAUAUGCGUUUAUUGUUUAAGAAUUUAUACAAAGAAAAGUAAGUUACACAAUAGUGUAUUUAUACAUUUUAGAUGUAGAUGUUCCCGUCUAUGAAACUAGCAUUCCUUGAAAAGUAUAACGUUGACACUUGUCCAAUGAAA
This is a messenger RNA of Megalopta genalis, 2480 nucleotides long. RefSeq names its product E3 ubiquitin-protein ligase LRSAM1. Gene Ontology annotation, molecular function: protein binding. Lineage: Eukaryota; Metazoa; Arthropoda; Insecta; Hymenoptera; Halictidae. The record is from RefSeq and is a predicted model, not a curated record. Gene Ontology annotation, cellular component: cytoplasm.